Zea mays is the source of this 2147-nucleotide messenger RNA. Its product is annotated as serine esterase family protein. Lineage: Eukaryota; Viridiplantae; Streptophyta; Magnoliopsida; Poales; Poaceae. The record is from RefSeq and is a predicted model, not a curated record. The transcript is spliced from 11 exons. Bases 402 to 1694 code for a protein of 430 amino acids. Gene Ontology annotation, biological process: lipid metabolic process.
CAACUAUGCAACUUGUCCUUGUAAAAGAAAAAUAAAGUCUGUCGUCACUCGUCAGCCACUGUAUCAGACCGGAUGCUUGGUUUGCUUACGCGCUUUACAGCCCAUAAACGGAACAUGACAUUUUCACUUGCUUCUAUUUUUUCAUCUCGUCACCCUAGUAGAAUCAUUGUCAUCUUCGUUGCCCUGCUAGUCCCGUAGCUUCUCUCCCUCCUCGCUCCUCGGCUCCUCGCUUGUCGCUCCUCCUCAGCCCUCACCGCGUUCCCUCGGUCCCACCUUCCCCGCGAAGUAACCACCACUAGGACAUCGGUCCACACGCUAAGCAUCUAGUGCAUCUAGGUCUACGCGGCGCGGGCACGCGGCCGGUACAGCUUCCCCCUGCCCCCCAUCCUCCUCGUCGCCGGAUGAUCGCCGCCGGCGCCGCCUCGAUGGGGCGCGCAGCGACUCCAGCCCCCGGGGCCCAGUCCUCCCGGUUGCCGCGCGCCGUCUCGAGGCUGCGGCUUGUGCUUCGCUCCUCGGAAGCAGCAGCGAGGAGCGGCAGCAAGAGAUGGAUAGGGUGCUUCCGGCCGUCGCCAUCGCCGGCCACCGCCGCGGCGGGGGCGGCCGUGGUGAAGGAGGCGAAGGGAAAGCGGCCGGAGGUGGAGGUGGAGCCGGCGCGCGGCGGAGGGGAGGACGUGUGGAGCGCCGAUGCUGAGACCGAAGUGGCUCAGGGUGGGGCGUUCCCCGAGCACCUCGUCAUCAUGGUCAAUGGCCUCGUCGGGAGCGCGGACGAUUGGAAGUUCGCGGCAGAGCAGUUUGUGAGGCGGAUGCCGGACAAGGUGAUCGUGCACCGAAGUCAGUGCAACUCUGCCACUCAGACAUUUGAUGGUGUUGAUUUAAUGGGUGAAAGGUUAGCAAAUGAGGUUCUAUCAGUUGUAGAGCAAAGACGAGGUGUGAAGAAAAUCUCGUUUGUGGCACAUUCUCUUGGUGGCCUUGUUGCCAGAUAUGCUAUAGGAAGGCUCUAUGAACCUAAUAGUAGAAGGAAAUCUUCUGGGGGGGAGAGCAGAGAUGAUGUUGUGCACUUGAAUGGUCACAUUGCUGGUUUAGAACCUAUGAAUUUCAUAACAUUUGCAUCACCACAUUUGGGUUCAAGUGGAAACAAACAGCUACCUUUUUUAUGUGGCCUUCCUUUCCUUGAGCGAAGAGCUUCAGAAGCUGCGCAUUUGAUUGUUGGGAGAACUGGAAAGCAUUUAUUCCUUACAGACAAUGAUGAUGGUAGACGCCCACUUCUCCUUCGAAUGGUUGAUGACUCUGAUGAUUUACAGUUCAGAUCGGCGUUGCGUUCUUUCAAACGGCGCGUAGCAUAUGCUAAUGCUAAUUUUGACCAUAUGGUUGGAUGGAGAACAUCAUCAAUCCGACGUCAGCAUGAGUUGCCAAAACAUCGUCUUCUUGUUCGUGAUGAAAAGUAUCCACAUAUUGUUUAUGUUGAAAAGGAAGUUACAGACAACAAUGAAACGAAGGCCCAUGCUGAUCAUUAUGAUCCAGAAGAGGAGAUGAUAAGAGGCCUUACGCAAGUUCCGUGGGAACGUGUUGAUGUGAGCUUCCAGAAAAGCACCCAAAGAUUAGUUGCGCAUAACACAAUUCAGGUGAAAAGCUAUUGGCUAAACUCGGAUGGAGCAGACGUGAUCAACCACAUGAUGGACAAUUUCAUCGUCUAGUCCAUGGAGGCAUGAAGCCUACGUUGUGUCGAUGGAGGUUGCAGUUUCCCAUCCCAGGAAAUGUGGUUGAUUCUUUAGGCCCGUUUGCUGCAGGCGCAGAGCAGAGCCCCGCCCUCGAUGCUUAUCAUCCUGCACCAUCAGCAAGGCUAGUUCGUUCAACUGUAUCAUAAUCUGUCCCCUCCUUUGUAUACUUGUAUUCCGCAACUAAGCUAGUAAAUAGAUGUUGCUGGAAAUAGAAUUCUUCUAUCUGGUUCAAUUGGAGUUGAAGUUCGAACUGAAACUUGCCAUAUUCUUGUGAUCCAUCGACGUGCUUAUUGGGCACGGUACGGUACUUCAAUCAAGCUGUUUUUUUAGGAACUUGAAGUUUUUUUUUUUGGGAAUUGUAUGGAUAACAGGAUCGCUCUUCAGAGAGCUCCUGUCGUUCUUAAAGAGAAGCUAUAUUCUAUGUUGAAA